AUGGCCACCAACAUCACCUUCCACGCCAGCGGGCUCACCCGCAGCGAGCGCACCACGCUCCGCAAGCAGCCCGGCCUGACCAUCUGGCUGACCGGUCUGUCGGCGUCGGGCAAGUCGACCAUCGCCGUCGAGCUGGAACACCAGCUGAUUCGCGAGCGCGGCGUGGCGGCCUACCGCCUGGACGGCGACAACAUCCGCUUCGGCCUGAACAAGGACCUGGGCUUCAGCGAGAAGGACCGCAACGAGAACAUCCGCCGUAUCGCCGAGGUGGCGAAGCUGUUCGCCGACAGCGCCUCCAUCGCCAUCACCUCCUUCAUCUCCCCGUACCGUGCUGACCGGGAUACCGCGCGCCAACUGCACGAGGUGCCCACGCCCGGCGAGGAAACGGGUCUCCCCUUCGUCGAGGUCUAUGUCGAUGUCCCCGUUGAGGUGGCCGAGCAGCGCGACCCCAAGGGUCUGUACAAGAAGGCCCGUGAGGGAAUCAUCAAGGAGUUCACGGGCAUCAGUGCCCCCUACGAGGCGCCCCUGAAGCCCGAGAUCCACAUCAAGAACCAUGAGGUUCCCGUGCAAGAGGCCGUGGCUCAGAUCAUCGCUUAUCUUGACUCCAAGGGAUACCUGCCUCCGAAGAACUAA
Penicilliopsis zonata CBS 506.65 is the source of this 633-nucleotide messenger RNA. RefSeq lists its product as hypothetical. Lineage: Eukaryota; Fungi; Ascomycota; Eurotiomycetes; Eurotiales; Aspergillaceae. The transcript is spliced from 2 exons. The record is from RefSeq and is a predicted model, not a curated record. Gene Ontology annotation, biological process: sulfate assimilation. Bases 1 to 633 code for a protein of 210 amino acids. Gene Ontology annotation, molecular function: ATP binding; adenylylsulfate kinase activity.